GAAGGAGAAGAAGAAGACCGUUUCCAAGGAGACGGCUGACACUAUCGAUAGCUGAGCGCUUCAUAACGACGGAAUCCAUCAGGAUGUCGUUUUUAUUUGACUGGAUCUACAGAGGGCUUAGCAGUGUUUUACAGUUCUUGGGUUUGUACAGAAAGUCUGGGAAGCUGGUUUUCCUGGGUCUAGAUAACGCUGGUAAAACAACACUCCUGCACAUGUUGAAAGAUGACAGACUUGGCCAACAUGUACCAACACUGCAUCCAACCUCAGAGGAGCUGACAAUUGGUGGAAUGACAUUUACCACAUUUGAUUUAGGAGGACAUGUACAAGCUCGCAGAGUUUGGAAGAACUACCUGCCAGCUGUGAAUGGGAUUGUUUUUCUUGUUGACGCUGCUGAUCAUGAAAGACUUGCAGAAUCAAAGACUGAACUCGAUGCUCUCCUUUCAGAUGAAACCAUAGCCGGUGUACCAGUAUUGGUGCUGGGUAAUAAAAUCGACCGCCCAGAGGCCGUCAGUGAAGGAGCACUGAGAGGAGCUUUUGGUUUAGAUGGCCAGGUGACCGGAAAGGGAAACCUCUCUGUGAAUGACCAGAGCGUUCGCCCGCUGGAGAUAUUCAUGUGCAGCGUUUUGAAGAAACAAGGCUACGGGGAAGGCUUUAGAUGGCUAUCACAAUACAUAGACUGAGAGGAUAAGUUAAGAAAAUCUAAAGAUUAUCAACCAAUGAAAAUUAUAAUCUUGGAAAGAAAAAACGUGUUAAACAUUUCAAUUUUUCUAUGCAAACAAAAACUGCUUUAAUAAUGUGAGAAAGUUGCACGGCGUGUUAAGUACUUAAUUAGAAUACAUAAACCAUCUGUAGGAUUGUAGAUUUAUAUUCUGCUGACUUGGAUUAUUUGUUUAACGCAUCAGCUGCUUGAUUUAUAAAUGUAUUAGUGAGUGAAUGACGACACACAAGGACUCGUUUAGGGUAGCUUAAAGCUUGUCUGAUUUCUGACAGAUAUGGCUGGGAUUUAGAUUAGAUUUUUUUACAAGUUCUACUGCAAAUGAGGAAAGACAGGAUUAAUUUUGACCUGAUGAUGCGCAGCCGCUACCUCCAAAGCACAAAGCCAAAUAUGUAUGCUAAUUUCUUGGGGAUUAACAGAGAGAUGGAUUGGAUUCCAACAAGAUUUCUUUUUUCUUACUGAGCACCAAACCAGAAUAACACUAAAUCCCCUCAACAAACCAGAUAUGAGGGUGAACAAACAGAAGCACUAUUGGAGGAUUCAAAUUAAAAAGCUUAUCAAUGAGAAUCCUUUCAUUUAUUUAUUUAUUUUUAUUUAUUUAUUUAGGCUUCCACGGUUACAAGUUGAUUACUAUUAACACUUAAAUACAUAUAUCAUCAUCCAUCAUGUUACCAAAGUCUUAAAAAGAGUUUCAAAGAGUUAUAGUUGUUUUUUUCAAGCUACCAGUUUGAAAAUAUAACGGUGAUAUUCUAUUCAUGCGGACUAAGAAACCUGCUAAUGGAGUAUUAUCGAUGUGUUCUGUUCAAAGAAUUGACCAAUAAAUAUAAAAAUUUGAUGCUAUUUAAUAAUAUAUUUAAUAAUAGAAUAAAAAAACAAUAUUGAGCAUUGCACUUUAUAAAAAUUAUUUUACGUACAUAAGUCACUUUUAUCUGAAAAAUCAGCCAUAUGGAAACCAAUAUUUAUAUUGGUUACAGCUAAAAGCAUAAUCACUUGAACCGCUAUGAUUUCUGUCUUUCUUUUCUUUCAAAACAUUUUACUUUGAAACAUUUAUUUUGUGAUUUGAAGACAAAAAUUAAUGGCUUUUUUUAUAGCAUCACUAUAACAUCACUAACGAUGACUUCCCUUUAAAAUGUGAAAAAGUAAACAGCCAGGUUCAAUGAAGCAUUAUUAUUAAUGCCUCAUAUAGAGUAUGUCCCUAAGGGGUCAUUCACAAUUUUUUGAAUGCUCACCUACAAAUGUAAAAAAAAGCAAAAGAUGUUACAUUUAACUGGUAAGCUGCAUAGUUUCAUUAUUGUUUGUCUCUAUAGCAACAUCCCUGAGAAAUUAUUUAUUUAUCGAAUUAUUUUAUUCAUAAUAUCUGAAUUGUGUAAGUUUGAAUGACUUCUGGAAAUGUAAGAAAGCAAUAACAUGAAUAGCCAGCAGUAUUGUAGCAGAGAUGACUUAACCCUGAAAGUAAGUCAAAGGCUAUAAUUAAUUCUCCAUCCGUUCUUAUUUUCCAUUUGUUCGUAUUAAGUGCAGCAUUAACUGCAGCCGUUUCUGUUCUUCCUGAUAGUUAUGGUCUUUCUUUAAUUAAGCUCAGACUUAUAUCCAAUUUAAAGUGAAACUUAAUGGUUAGCAAUAUUUUUAUGCGCAAGUAGCAUUUAAUUUUUAGUGCUUCUAAUGUACUUUUUGAUUAUCUGAAAAGAUAUGAGAGUGCACUUUAGAAAAUGAAUAAAAAUGAGUGUUGUGGUCGGUUAUUUAUUUUUUUUUUGUGUAGGAGUUUCUAUGGAUAAAAAAACUGUGUUAGUCUCUGUCCUACAAAACCUAAAGAAAGAAUAUUUGAUCUUUGAAUCUAACCAUUUUCUCCAUAUUUUAUAGGCAAGCUAACCUUUGGAAUGUUAGGUGUAAUAAUGAUGCAAAUAAGUAAAACAUACAAACUUUUUUAUACAGAAUACGGGUGUUAAGUCUUAUUCUGUUUGGUUGGAAAGUUUACUUUGUGUUGCUGAACUACUGUAAAUCAUGUAUAAUACAGAUGUUAAUUCUUGUACAGCAGCCAGCUUUCAGUUGGCAUUAAAAGGGAUGGACGUUUUUAUUUCUCUAGUAUUAUAAUAAAUAGUUUGGCAAAAGUAAAAUGCUUAAUGACUAAACAGAGAGUGUAUUUCACAAAAUGAAUAAGAGAUGUAAUUCUUGUAAGGGAUUUAAUAUAAUAAAAUUUUAUUUUAUAUCCAACU
Messenger RNA from Cyprinodon tularosa, 2925 nucleotides. It is a transcript of the gene sar1aa, whose product is annotated as secretion associated, Ras related GTPase 1Aa. Gene Ontology annotation, cellular component: COPII vesicle coat; endoplasmic reticulum exit site. The record is from RefSeq and is a predicted model, not a curated record. NCBI's taxonomy places the organism in Eukaryota, Metazoa, Chordata, Actinopteri, Cyprinodontiformes, Cyprinodontidae. The coding region runs from base 84 to 680 and encodes 198 amino acids. Gene Ontology annotation, biological process: membrane organization; endoplasmic reticulum to Golgi vesicle-mediated transport; vesicle organization. Gene Ontology annotation, molecular function: GTPase activity; GTP binding. The transcript has 7 exons.